AUGUCUUUCCUUCAUAAUCAUUCUUGCGAGUGCGUUAAGUCAGAAUUGGAUUUGUUUGCACUACCGUCUACACAAACUAGCAUUGAAAAUGGAUUGUGGAUUCAUUAUAAACCAAUUUCAUCUCUUGGUGAUGAUGGACCUAUCGAGUUUCAAGUUCCUGGGACCGGCGAUGACUACAUAGAUUUGUCUCAUACAUUACUCCACAUAAAGGCAAAAGUAUUAAAUCAAGAUUCAACUAACUUGGUAUCUACUACAAUAGUAGCACCUGUAAAUAAUUGUCUGCAUUCACUUUUUAGUCAACUUGAUGUUUAUUUAAACCAAAAACUUGUAUCACCACCUAAUAAUACCUAUGCAUAUCGAGCAUACAUGGAAACCCUUUUAAACUAUGCCCCUGCUGCUAAACAAUCUCAUCUUACUUGUAGUCUUUGGUAUGAGGAUACAGCAGGAAAAAUGGAUUCUACAGAUGGUAAAAACAUAGGAUUUGUUAAAAGACAGGAAUUGAUUAGUGAAAGUAAGGAAAUAGAAAUGAUUGGUCAUCUUCACGGUGACAUUUUUAACCAAGAUAAAUUUUUAAUUAAUGGUGUUGAAAUGAGUGUUAAAUUGGUUCGAUCAAGAGAGAGUUUUAAUUUAAUUGUUGGGUCAAACGAUGUAAAGUUUAAAGUUUGCAUUACGGACGCAACUCUUAUUGUUCGACGAGCACGAAUUAAUCCAAGUGUAUUACUCGCACAUCAAAAAGUUUUAGCUUCUACCACUGCUAAAUAUCCUAUUACUCGAGCUGAAGUAAAAGUUUUAACAAUUCCUUCGGGUGUUCAAGGAAAAACUCUUGAUAAUAUAUUUUUAGGACAGGUACCGAAAAGAUGUAUAAUUGGAUUUGUGAACAAUUCUGCAUUUAAUGGUUCCCUUACUAAAAAUCCAUUUAACUUUGAAAACUAUGGUAUUAAUUCUUUCAGCUUAUAUAUUGAUGGUCAACAAAUACCUUCAAAAGCUUUGCAACCAUCUUUUAAUAAUAGCAUAUUUACAUCAGCAUAUCAUACUCUAUUCUCGGGAACUGGUAUUCACUUUCUUAAUGAAGGAAAUGGAAUCUCUUGUGAACAGUAUGGCAAAGGUUACUGUCUAUUAGCAUUUGACUUAACUCCUGAUUUAUCAGCUAACUCAUCAACUCAUUGGAAUCUCAUAAAGCAUGGUAGUGUAAGAAUAGAAGUACGAUUUGAAUCCUCAUUAAUACAAACAAUUAACUGUAUAGUUUAUGCUGAGUUUGAUAAUAUUAUUGAGAUAGAUAAAAACAGAAAUGUUACUGUAGACUAUAGUAGUUAA
Messenger RNA from Parnassius mnemosyne (clouded apollo), 1314 nucleotides. The record is from the annotation of a GenBank genome assembly. Lineage: Eukaryota; Metazoa; Arthropoda; Insecta; Lepidoptera; Papilionidae.